CUAAUAAUGUAGUGUAUAUUUUGUGAGGACAUCACUUGUAUCAUCAUCAUUUCGUCCCUACACUUCACUCCCCUCUCCCAUGGAAGCUCUAAGCCACCUGAGCAUACAUACAUCUCUCUUCCCUCCUCCACCAAACCCUAAAAGACCCACCAAACUCUCCGCCGUCAAUAACACCUCCACUUUCUCCGGCAGCAAAUGGGCCGACCGUCUCAUCUCAGACUUCCAGUUCCUCCCUUCCAAUUCGGACCUUCUAGAACACUCCACUCCCUCUUCUGUUUCUUACCCACCUGCACCCACUGCUCCUCAACGCAAUGUCUCUAUGCCCAUUGAUUUUUACAGAGUGUUGGGUGCUGAAACGCACUUUUUGGGGGAUGGGAUUAAAAGGGCUUAUCAGGAGAGGCUUAAUCAGCAACCCCAGUUUGGGUUUAGUGAUGAUGCUCUGAUUAGUAGGAGACAGAUUCUUGAUGCUGCUUUUCAGACUUUGGUUAAUCCUAGGUCUAAAAGAGAGUAUAAUCAGAGUCUUGCCAGUGAUGAAUAUGAUACUAUUGUUACUCAAGUUCCCUUUAAUAAUGUUCCGGGGGCAUUAUGCUUGCUGCAAGAAUCAGGAGAGACUGAAGUUGUUUUACAAGUUGGAGAGAGUUUAUUAAGAGAGAGGCUGCCUAAAUCUUUUAAGCAAGAUGUGGUCUUGGCUAUGGCACUUGCUUAUGUUGACUUUUCCAGGAGUGCCAUGGCCUUAUCACCCCCAGAUUUUGUACGAGGUUGUGAAUUUCUUGAAAGGGCACUGAAAUUGUUGCAGGAGGAAGGUGCAAGUAGUCUUGCACCAGAUUUACAAGCACAGAUUGAUGAGACACUGGAGGAGAUCAAACCACGUUAUGUUUUGGAACUUUUAGCUUUGCCACUUGGUGACGAGUACUUGUCAAAGAGGGCAGAGGGUCUUCAAGGGGUGCGGAAUAUUCUUUGGGCUGUAGGAGGUGGUGGUGCAACUGCUGUUUCUGGGGGAUUUACCCGAGAAGAUUUUAUGAAUGAAGCAUUCUUAUACAUGACUGUAGAUGAGCAGGUUGAUCUCUUUGUUGCUACACCAAGUAAUAUACCAGCUCAGAGCUUUGAAGUUUAUGGAGUUGCACUAGCCCUUGUUGCUCAAGCCUUUACAGGUAAAAAACCUCAUCUCAUACGAGAUGCUGAUAACCUGUUUCAACAACUUCAGCAAACCAAAGUGACAGCUUUAGGGAACUCUAUAUCUGUAUACACUGAUGGACAAAAUUGUGAAAUUGACUUUGCAUUGGAGAGAGGUCUCUGCUCACUUCUUGUGGGAGAAGUUGAUGAGUGUUGCUCGUGGUUGGGAUUAGACAGUGAGCACUCACCUUAUAGAGACCCAUCCAUAGUUACCUUUGUGACCGAAAAUUCUACACUGGACAAGGAAAUUGAUCUCCUUCCUGGACUUUGUAAGCUAUUGGAAACUUGGUUGAUGGAAGUGGUCUUUCCUAGAUUCAGGGAAACCAAUAAUAUUGUGUUCAAGCUUCGAGAUUAUUAUGAUGAACCUACCGUCCUUAAAUAUUUAGAGAGGCUGGAGAGAGUGGGUGGUUCACCGUUAGCUGCUGCAGCAGCCAUAGCAAGAAUUGGAGCUGAAGCUACUGCAGUGCUUGACAGUGUAAAGGUUAGUGCAAUCCAAGCAUUGCAGAAGGUUUUUCCUCUUGGUCCUGGGCAAGCAACUGUAAGACGACAAGGUAAUGGGGAGACAGUUGAGUCGGAAGAGUAUGAAGGUCAACGUGAUCCAGAUGAUUCUUCUUAUAUAAUCGGCAAGACAGAGGAAGAUAAACAUGAUGAUUUACUGGAACGGGAAAUGAUGACGUACAUAAUUAAAGAUGCAAGUGUGAAGAUCAUGGCUGCUGGCGUAGUCAUUGGAUUUCUGACUUUGGCUGGCAUGAAGUUUUUACCAUCUAGGAACAGAUCUAUUGUUUCACGAAUGGAUAAAGGUUCAGCAAUGGCUUCUGAUGUCACCAAUGCGGGUUUUUUUAUAAAUGAAAAUUUGGAAGCCAUGCCUAGAAUGGAUGUAAGAUUAGCGGAAGGUCUAGUCCGCAAGUGGCAGAAUACCAAGUCUCAGGCCCUUGGAUCUAACCAUUGCUUUGAAAAUUUGUCUGAGGUUUUAGAUGGCCAGAUGCUAAAGAUUUGGGCAGAUCGUGCAAUGGAAAUUGCAAAUCAUGGUUGGUCCUGGGACUACUCUCUGUCAAACCUUAACAUUGAUAGCGUUACAAUUUCAUUGGACGGGCGACGUGCCAUCGUAGAAGCCACUCUUGAAGAGUCAGCACAGCUAACUGAUGCAGGCCAUCCAGAAAACAAUGACUCUUACAACACAACUUAUACGACAAGGUACGAGAUGGCCUAUUCUUCAUCUGGAUGGAAAAUAACAGAAGGAGCUGUCCUGAAAUCAUGACUUUUGGCAGACUGUAGUAUUUAAUGUGUAUACUAUGUUUAAUGAUUUCUAUGAUGUAGUAGUUACCUAUAUAGUUAUUCAACUUUUAAUACUGGCAGUCUCUGCCCUCUACACUUGUAAAGUUGAAUCCACUUAUAUGUAACACUUUGCUCCAUUUAGUUGGGGAAAUGAAACCAAGUGAAAAUGGAAUGGUACUUGUACCACUUGAUCA
Messenger RNA from Daucus carota subsp. sativus, 2642 nucleotides. Its product is annotated as protein ACCUMULATION AND REPLICATION OF CHLOROPLASTS 6, chloroplastic. Gene Ontology annotation, cellular component: chloroplast inner membrane. The transcript is spliced from 6 exons. NCBI's taxonomy places the organism in Eukaryota, Viridiplantae, Streptophyta, Magnoliopsida, Apiales, Apiaceae. Gene Ontology annotation, biological process: chloroplast fission. The coding region runs from base 80 to 2431 and encodes 783 amino acids. The record is from RefSeq and is a predicted model, not a curated record.